Molecule: messenger RNA, 1967 nt
Organism: Colossoma macropomum (tambaqui)
Lineage: Eukaryota; Metazoa; Chordata; Actinopteri; Characiformes; Serrasalmidae
Gene: prkcsh
Product: protein kinase C substrate 80K-H
Exons: 18
Coding region: 140-1741 (533 amino acids)
Biological process (GO): N-glycan processing; liver development
Cellular component (GO): glucosidase II complex
Molecular function (GO): calcium ion binding
Source: RefSeq, a predicted model, not a curated record
CUCAUCCACCAAUCAGACCAGAACACCGCAGUGUGCGUCAGCAAGUUCAGUACUCGCUUCACUGUUCGCUAAGGAAGAAGGGUCACCGUCGUCAGAGAGCAGAUACUUCACGUGUCCUCACCGUCUGCAUUCAGCCUCCAUGAUGACUUGUACUCAUCUACUGUUCAUGAUAAGCCUGGCUGUCAGUUCAGGAGCAGCCGUGGAGGUCCAAAGGCCUCGAGGAGUACCACUCUCAAAACGACAGUUCUAUGAGGAAAACAAGCCAUUCACCUGUCUGGAUGGCUCCCGCACAAUUCCAUUUGACCGAGUGAAUGAUGACUAUUGUGACUGCAAAGAUGGUUCAGAUGAGCCAGGCACGGCUGCAUGUCCCAACGGAAGCUUCCAUUGCACUAAUGCUGGCUUCCGGCCCACCUUUAUUCCGUCCUCCCGCAUUAAUGAUGGCAUCUGUGAUUGCUGUGACACCACUGAUGAGUACAACAGUGGGGCCAAAUGUGAAAACACUUGCAAGGAACUGGGCCGAAAGGAGCGGGAGGUUCUGCAGAAAAUGGCUGAGAUCACCAAAGAGGGAUUCCUUCUAAAACAGCAGCUCAUUCAAGAAGCUAAGAACAGACAGCAAGAAAAGCAGAGCAAGCUGACUGAACUGCAAAACAAUAAGAAGGAGCUGGAGGAGAAAGUGGAGGCGUUGAGGACUGUUAAAGAGACAGCGGAGCAGCCGGAGAAAGAAGCCAAAGAGCGCCAUCUGAAGGCCUGGGAAGAACAAAAGGCAAUCAUCCAUGCGGAGAAGGACAAAGCUAAAAUGGCAGAGGCUUUUCUUGAGCUGGAUGAUGAUGCAGAUGGCUUUGUUGCGGUUGCUGAGCUACAGACCCAUGCAGAGCUUGACACAGACGCUGAUGGCACUGUUUCUGAGACAGAGGCCCAGGGGCUGCUUGGAGGAGUUGACCGUGUAGACACAGCUUCCUUUGAGAAUGUGUGGAAUAAUAUUAAGGACAAGUAUGUCUCAGAGUCACAGCCUGUGGAGCCAGCGCCAGUGGACGCUCCACCUGAAGAAGGCAGUAAGCCCCUCGCAGAUAACGACUCUGAGCAGUACCCUAGUGACGACGAUGUCCAGGAAGAGGAAGAUGAGGAUGAUGAGGAAGAAGAUGAUUACCCUGAGGAAGACUUUGACAAGGCUCCCCCCACCAUUAAAACUCCACCGAAAAAAGAUGAAGAUGAGGAAGCCAUGCCACCAUAUGACGAUGAGACUCAGGUCCUAAUUGAUGCUGCUCAGAAAGCCAGGGACAACUUUGAAGAAUCUGAGAGAGCUCUGCGUGAUGUGGAUGAUCAGAUAAAAAACAUCGAAAAAGAGAUUUCCUUUGAUUUUGGGCCUGAUGCGGAGUUCUCCUACCUUUACAGCCAAUGCUAUGAGCUCUCCACUAGCGAGUAUAUCUACAAGUUAUGUCCGUUUAACCGCGUGUCCCAGAAACCCAAGUAUGGAGGCUCAGAGACCAACCUUGGGACAUGGGGAACCUGGGCGGGACCUGAGGAUAAUAGGUACCUGGUGAUGAAGUAUGAACAUGGUACCGGGUGCUGGCAGGGUCCUAACAGGUCUACCACAGUGAAAUUGACCUGUGGGAAAGAGACCACAGUGAUGUCAACGUCUGAGCCCAGCCGCUGCGAGUACCUCAUGGAGUUCACCACACCCGCCGUGUGCCAGGAGCCGGACGCUGUCAACUCCUUACUGCAUGGCCACGAUGAGUUCUAGAGCACGCGCUCUUUGUGUACUCAGUGGUUGUUCUUUGGGGACCACGCCUGCAACUGUCAUCCAGUCGGCAUGUCUGCUGUAAUCAACCCAAGAUCACCUGUUGGUGAAAAUCAUAGCAGUAGUUGUCAUGUCUCCUGUUUUGUUGUUAGUUUGUUUUUACUUAUAAAGAACUCACAUUCCAUCCAUUAUGUUGCAAAUAAAGUUCAAUUUUAAUGUGAAGGCCCCA